Messenger RNA from Prorocentrum cordatum, 1821 nucleotides. NCBI's taxonomy places the organism in Eukaryota, Dinophyceae, Prorocentrales, Prorocentraceae. The record is from the annotation of a GenBank genome assembly.
AUGCGGCUGCUCGCACAACGCUGGAGAUGGCCGACGCCGCCAAACACCGUCACAAAGCACUUCAAGGACCAGCUGAACUGUGACCUUCUUGGCGACAGGACAGCGCUGGAGUUCGGGACCGUAUUGAUGUUGCACAGGCUGCUCCUCCAGAUUGCGCUCGUCGAAGGGGCCCUGCGGGACCGUGCUAUUGGACCUCAUCCACGCAGGGUUGAUAUACCAGUUGACGGCGACGACAAUUUCUAUAACAUUCUCGUGCGCAUGGAGCAGAUGGAGAAGGCCAUCGCCACCCUGUCCUCUUGCUCUGCGACGUGGGAGGCCCUGGACCAUUGCACUGCCGCUCUGUCUGCGCAGGGGGCGUGGUGGCCCUCGCCCUCCGGCGUCUUCCCCACUUGGUUUGACUCCGCCCACCUCGCGCAGAGCAACUCCUUCGACCAUGACAUCGAGCAACUCUCCAUUUUGAUGGCGACUCUUAUGUUGCUGCUCGCGUGCUGCUCGAUGCGGACGGUGCCCCUCGGGAAGCACGUGGAGCUCUUCCUGGCCCUCGGGACGACCGCCCUGGCUCCGGUGAGGACCCUCGUGGGCUACGGUCGGCUCUGCACGGCCAUCGUGCGGAUCCCUCAGGGAUCGACGAUGAUCCUCCAGGCUCAGUGGCUCCGACUGCUGCCCCUCCUGGACAUCUGGCUGCUCGACCUGCCCCUCGUGAUCUCGAACGAGCCCCUGGCCUGCCAGCUGCGUUUGAAGUUCGCUUUGCGUCCCUUCGGAACGGGUGCGGCGACGCCACUCAGAGUCUGUCUGAAGCUGUCGUUCCCUGUGUUCGUGAAUUCGCAGCGGGUCGCCAUACCGAUGCCGAACGUGAUCGAGGCGCUGCGCCGACUCGUAUGUACCCCAUCUGGUGCUCUCGAUUUCUCGUGGCUGAAGGUCCUGGAGGUGGUGGACACCAUGGCCCUCAGCCUCGCCUGCACGGGGACGUUGAGUCUGCUGGUCUUGUGGGCCCUUCUACUAACGAGGGUGCUUCUGAGAGUCCUGCCGCUGCUGAUCACGCUCUCUUUGAGCUUCUUCCGCCAACUGGAGAUGCUGUUGGCGUUCUCUCUUCUCUUCAGCUUCCUGCAGGGCUUCUGCCUCAUGGAGGAGGCGCUGCUGCGGAUCCUGCCGCUGCUGGUCACGCUCUCCCUGUGCAUCCUCCUCCACUCGACGAUGCUGCGGGCAUAUUCGCUGUACUUCAACCCCCUGCCGUGCCUCAGCCUCACGUCGUCGGAGCUGCUGCAGGUCCUGCAGCUGAUGAUCCCGCUCGGCGUGCACAUGAGCCUCCUGCGGGACAUCCUCCUCCACCUGAUGGCGUUGGGCGGCCUCCCCCUGAUGGCGCUGCGCAGCUACUUCCUCAACAAGGGCCUCAUGACGCCGACGCUGAUGACCAAGGGUGCGCUCUCCGUUCAUGCCGACAUCUUGAUCAUGGGCGGCGUCUCCGACUCGAUCACCGCUGACCCCGACUUCACGCCCUUCGACCACGAGCCGGUGGAUGCGUACGGCGACGGCCCCACGUUCGUGGUCCCCGCCGACGCCGCCGGCAGUCCGCACUGCCGCGCCCCUGUCCUCGCCGCGCUGGAGGCCAUGGGCGCGUUCGGCGCCGGGCUCCGACGGCACAGGGCCAUGUUCAGCUCGACGGCCGAGGGCCGCGGCUCCAUGGUCCGCCAGCUCCAGCCCGCGCUGCACCUGGAGGGCCACAGCGAAGUCGUCGGUGCGCUCAAGGGCAAGACGCCCAAUGUGAGGUUGGUGGGCUCCGAUGAGUGGCCCACCCUCAGGGAAGCCGCGGUCCUGCCCUAA